AUGGAGCUGAAUCCGCUGGAAGACCUCUUCAAAGCACACAGAGAGCUAGAGAUGGCAAGAAGCAACUACGACAGAGGGCUUAUAAGAGAAAGAAUAAGACAAAUUGAGAAGAUCCUAAAGAAUAACCCAAUGCAGCCAGUGAAGAAAGAGCAGGAAGUUAGCAAAGUAGUUGCAAUAGAAGAAACGCAAGAAACACACAGCAAAGUGUUCAUGGUAGACCGAAUAGAGAAUAAAACCAUUAAUGUUGAAGAGAACGAGUACGACACAGCCAGAAUAGCAAAUGUCAAACAGUGCCAGAUAAGCGUAAGGACAGCACACUCUACAUACAUUCAAAGCGCAGACUCGUCACUCUUCUACAUCACUGCACAGCAAAUCAGAGUAAAUUCAUGUAGAAAUGUCACGAUAUAUGCAUAUACAGCAACAGGUGUGUACAUCGAAGACUCUACCGAUGUAAAAGUGCUAGAGUAUACACCAAAGGUCCUUCCAGCCUACGCAAACCAUGUCCAAGUGUAUGACUUUAACAGAGGAAACGCCAUCUAG
This is a messenger RNA of Nematocida minor, 540 nucleotides long. RefSeq lists its product as uncharacterized. The transcript has a single exon. The record is from RefSeq and is a predicted model, not a curated record. Lineage: Eukaryota; Fungi; Microsporidia. Bases 1 to 540 code for a protein of 179 amino acids.